Molecule: messenger RNA, 5700 nt
Organism: Coffea eugenioides
Lineage: Eukaryota; Viridiplantae; Streptophyta; Magnoliopsida; Gentianales; Rubiaceae
Exons: 12
Coding region: 1-5700 (1899 amino acids)
Biological process (GO): DNA integration
Molecular function (GO): nucleic acid binding
Source: RefSeq, a predicted model, not a curated record
AUGGAUACAGAGUUGGAAAGAGAAUUGAAUAUCAGAAUAAAUAGUGGUGAAAUUGUAGCGGAGGAAUUGAGGCACAAUAUAUGUAGUUUGCAUAACGAAGGCUUAGAAUUCAAAGUGAAGUUCGUAUUGUUUGUUGUUGGUAGGUUGUUAGCACCAAGUUUGGAUGACACAGUGAGCCGGUCUCUGGUGGCUGUAGUGGCUACAGAGGAGAAUAUGGAAAAUUUGAACUGGUCGAAAUUCAUACUUGACAAUUUGGUGAAGAGCAUCCGUGAUAGAGACGGCAACGGAAUAGCGGGAUGUGCACUUUUCUUGAUGAUUUACUAUCUGGAACGAUUCUAUAUCGAGGGUGAGGACGAGUUUCGCAAGUUCCAGCCGAGAGGGUCGAGGCUAAGAUUUUGGGGAAGGUACGAGAUUAAUGAAAGCGUGCGAAUAUUGAGGAGGAAUCACAUAUUUGAGGGGGAACAGUUUUACAAUAACAUAAGCUGUAGAGAAGACAUUGAUAGAAGACUGAUUGAAAUUGAAUGUGGUAAUAAAGAUGUGAAUGAUAGUAUUGGUAGAAUGGAAGCAAUGAUUGAAUGUCGUUUUGAAAGGCUGAGGAGCAUGUAUGAAAGUGGAAGGGUGUGCAAAACAAACCGGGCACUUGGUGUGGAGGGUGGGCAGAAGGACGAUUGGCGCGGUAAUGUUAAAAGAGGGAGUGAGUUACAUAAAUUUAGUCCUACAACGCCAGAUGUUAGGUCCAAAAGCAGGAGUGAAAAUGAUAGAGUCACUACGAAUAGUACUGUAAUGGGUGAAAAGAGUGCAUCGAAAAUUACAAAGUGGAGGAGUAGAAAGAGACUAAGGAUGGACAAUACGGAGAAGCCUGUGGGGGAAGACAAACAAAACAGAAGGCAAGGUAAAAGAAUAAAGAUGGAUAGCAGUGUGAUGAACAAGUGUCAAACGAAGAUCGUUGCUUUAUUGGCAAAGGAAACGAGGCUGGCAUCUAUCGGGGAAAAAUUGAGUGAGGGACGAGCAAAAAUACUGAAGUUCUUGUUUGACACUCAGCUGUCGCAAGGGGAAGUACUGGUGUCAAUUAAGGGGCAGACAGCAAGUCGGGAUGCAAUGGGGUCGUUGCUUCCUGAAAAACCCAUGGCAUGUGAUGUGAGUGAACUGCAAUAUAAUCCUGAGAUAGAGAAAACUGCUCGUGCAUUGAGAAAAGCAACAAGAGAACGAGCAGAGGCAUCCUCCUCAUCUACUGGACAUAAUUCAGUAGUAGAUUUUGUGGAUUCAUUUAGUGAGACGGAAGAGAUAGAUAGCACCAUGGCUAAUGAACGGACAUUGAGAGAAUUGGCUGCACCAGAUUUAAAUCAACAGCCUCUAUGCAUUACUUAUCCUACAUUAGAGGUUGCAUUUGAGUUAAAAUCUGGACUAAUCCAUUUACUUCCUUCUUUUCAUGGCUUACCAGGUGAAGAUCCCCACAAGCAUCUCAAAGAAUUCCAUGUGGUUUGCUCGACAAUGAAACCUCAGGGAGUCACAGAGGAGCAAAUUAAAUUAAGAGCCUUUCCAUUUUCCUUAGCCGAUAAAGCUAAGGAUUGGCUCUAUUAUCUGCCCUCUGGGUCAAUAUCCACAUGGACAGACAUGAAGAAGCAUUUUCUAGAAAAAUUCUUUCCUGCAUCCCGAGCUGCAAGCAUUAGGAAAGACAUCUGUGGAAUUCGACAAUUCAAUGGAGAGACUCUACAUGAAUAUUGGGAAAGAUUCAAAAGAAUUAUUGAUGCUGCCAGUGGGGGCUCCUUAGUGAAUAAAACACCCACGGAGGCAAGAAAUUUGAUAUCGAGUAUGGCUGCAAAUGCUCAACAAUUUGGAGACAGGCAGGAUAACACGACUCGUAGAGUCAAUGAGUUAGCUAUAGGACAAAUGCAGCAAUUGAAAACAUGUGGAAUCUGCUAUGGUUCGAGUCAUCCAACAGAUAUGUGCCCCACACUCCAAGAUGAUUCGACUGAGCAGGCUAAUGCAGUUGGAUUUCCAGGACCACCUCAGAGACGGUAUGAUCCCUAUGCAAACACCUAUAAUCCAGGAUGGAGGGAUCAUCCUAAUUUUAAUUAUGCAGUAAGGCCACCAGGAUUUUCACAUCAGUCACAAUAUCAACCUAGACCUCAACUUUCACAGCAACAACCUGCUCCUAAAUCAGUCAAUAGAUUGGAAUCCCAAUUAUCUGGAAAGCUACCUUCGCAGACAAUUGUCAACCCCAAGCAAAAUGCUAGUGCCAUCACAUUAAGAAGUGGCAAAGAGUUGCCUGAGCCGAGCAAGAAAAUUUCUGAACAAGCAAUCGAGGAAGAGCUCGAAAAAGAGGGGAAUGUGUCUCAACCUAGAGCCUUGGAACAACCAGAUUUUGGAGAAAAAUCAACACAAGUGGUUACACCUCCGCCUCCAUUUCCUAGUCGACUGGCAAAGUCCAAAAAGCAAGAGCACGAACAGGAGAUUUUGGACACUUUUCGAAAAGUUGAGGUAAAUAUCCCUCUUUUAGAUGCAAUUAAGCAAAUUCCUAGAUAUGCUAAAUUUUUGAAGGAAUUAUGCACUGGUAAGAAAAAGUUGAAAGGAAACGAGAAAGUGCAUAUGGGAGAAAAUGUUUCGGCAGUUUUGCAGAAAAAAUUGCCUCCUAAAUGCAAGGACCCAGGUAUGUUUACUGUCCCUUGCAAAAUAGGUAAUAUUAAAAUUGAAAAAGCUAUGUUGGAUUUGGGUGCUUCGAUAAAUGUUAUGCCUCGUUCUAUUUAUAAUUUGAUGAACAUUAGGCCUUUAAAAGAGACGGGCGUAAUAAUUCAACUGGCUGAUCGAUCAAAUGCCUAUCCUGAUGGAGUUUUGGAGGAUAUUUUAGUGCAAAUUGAUAAUUUGAUUUUUCCUGCAGAUUUUUAUGUGCUUGAUAUGGAGGAUGAUAAUUCUAAUUCAUCUCCAAUACUGUUAGGGAGACCAUUUUUGAAAACUGCUAGAACAAAAAUUGAUGUUUUCACUGGCACAUUGACUAUGGAAUUUGAUGGUGAUGUUAUUAAAUUUAAUAUUUAUGAUGCCAUGAAAUAUCCUGGUGAAUCUCAUUCAAUUUUUGUUAUAGAUGUAAUUGAUUCUUUGGCGCAGCAAAAUUUUGAAUUUAAUAAUGACGAUGCGUUGAAGUUUGUUUUUCCUUUUGAAUUGCAGGAAGUUAUUUUUGAAUUGAAUUCUCUUUGCCCAGAAUUUUCCAAUGUGUCUUACUUGGAAUUACCUCUGUCUCAUUCACAGCUUUUGCCAUCUAUUGUGCAAGCCCCGAAGGUGGAAUUAAAGCAGUUACCGGAUAAUUUAAAGUAUGCAUUCUUGGGAGAUGGAGAUACACUCCCAGUAAUAAUUUCCAGUAAAUUGACUGCUUUAGAGGAAGAAAAACUAAUUCGGGUGUUGAAGGACCACAAGGAGGCAAUAGGAUGGACAGUGGCUGACAUAAAAGGAUUAAGUCCAGCCACUUGCAUGCAUCGCAUCUUGUUAGAAGAUGGUGCUAAGCCUUCGAGAGAGGCUCAACGGAGAUUGAACCCACCAAUGAUGGAGGUAGUGAAGAAAGAAGUUUUAAAACUUCUUGACACAGGUAUAAUCUAUCCCAUUUCGGAUAGUAAGUGGGUAAGUCCUGUUCAAGUAGUUCCUAAAAAGACAGGAAUUACUGUUAUUGAAAAUCCUAAAGGUGAGUUAGUGCCCACUCGAGUUCAAAAUGGGUGGAGAGUAGAUAAGGCUAAGGUAGAAAUUAUCAAAUGUUUACCUUACCCUGCAAGUGUGCGGGAAGUUCGCUCUUUUCUUGGCCAUGCAGGUUUUUAUAGGCGUUUCAUCAAAGAUUUUUCAAAGAUAUCCCAUCCUCUAUGCAAAUUACUUCAAAAGGAUGUGGUAUUUCAUUUUGAUGAUAAUUGCAAGAGUGCAUUUGACACGCUCAAGGGAUCAUUGACUUCAGCACCAGUGGUUCGACCACCAAACUGGAGUCUUCCUUUCGAGAUAAUGUGUGAUGCCAGCAAUUUUGCUGUUGGUGCAGUACUUGGCCAGAAGGAGGGCAGAGCUUCUUAUGUCAUUUAUUAUACCUCGAGGACCUUGGAUGGUGCCCAGUGCAAUUAUUCGACUACGGAAAAGGAGCUUUUAGCUAUUGUUUUUGCUUUAGAAAAAUUCCGUUCUUAUUUACUUGGCACUAAAGUCAUUAUUUAUUCUGACCAUGCAGCUUUGAAAUAUUUGCUCAACAAGAAAGAGGCCAAACCACGACUUAUAAGGUGGAUUCUCCUACUCCAAGAAUUUAAUUUGGAAAUUAAAGACAAAAGGGGUGCCGAAAAUAUGGUUGCUGAUCAUCUCAGUCGUUUGAUCAAUAGUGAAGGACCUGCUCCCUUGAAGGAUAAUUUUCCAGAUGAGCAUCUUUUUGUAGUUCAAAAGACAACUCCCUGGUAUGCUGAUUUAGUGAAUUAUCUGGUUACUAGAACGCUACCUAAUGAUUUGUCUAGAGCUCAAAAGGAAAAAAUUAAAAGUGAUGUUAAAUAUUAUGUGUGGGACGAACCAUACUUGUGGAAAUAUUGUUCUGAUCAAAUUAUUCGCAGGUGUGUGUCUACAGAAGAGGUUCCAUCAAUUUUAUCUUUCUGUCACUCAUAUGCGUGUGGUGGACAUUUUGGCCCUAAGCGAACUGCAAGAAAGGUUUUAGAGUGUGGUUUAUUUUGGCCAACUUUGUUUAGUGAUGCAUACUUAUUUUGUAAAUCAUGUGCAAAUUGUCAAAAGACAGGUAAUUUAAGCCAUAGAGAUCAAAUGCCUCUUACUCCUAUACUGGUUUGUGAAAUUUUCGAUAUAUGGGGUAUAGAUUUUAUGGGUCCAUUUCCUUCCUCUUUUGGUAAUAUGUAUAUAUUACUUGCAGUUGAUUAUGUCUCAAAGUGGAUAGAGGCUAAGGCAACUAGGACUGACAAUGCUAAGGUUGUAGUUGAUUUUAUUAAAUCUCAUAUUUUUGUCAGGUAUGGCACGCCAAGAGCAAUUAUCAGUGACCGAGGGACACACUUCUGCAAUCGAGUAAUGGAAGCAUUGUUGAAGAAAUAUGGCGUCACUCACCGGGUUUCUACGUCCUAUCAUCCGCAGACUAGUGGUCAAGCAGAAAUCUCCAAUAAAGAAAUCAAGUCGAUACUUGAAAAGACGGUGAAUCCCAAUAGAAAGGAUUGGAGUUUGCGCUUAGAUGAUGCACUUUGGGCUUACCGUACAGCUUUUAAGACCCCCAUAGGUAUGUCUCCUUACCGAUUAAUUUUUGGCAAACCUUGUCAUCUACCUGUGGAAUUGGAACAUAGGGCAUAUUGGGCAGUUAAAAAUUAUAAUAUGCGGAUGGAUGAAUCUGGAGAACACAGGAAGUUGCAAUUGCAAGAGUUGGAGGAAAUCCGAAAUGAUGCAUAUGAGAGUUCUUGCAUUUAUAAGGAGAAGACAAAAGCAUUUCAUGAUAAAGCAAUUUCAAGGAAAAUUUUUUGUAUUGGUCAAAAAGUACUUCUUUUUCACUCUAGACUUAAACUUUUUCCUGGUAAAUUGCGUUCUCGUUGGAUUGGACCUUUUAUUGUGACUAAUGUGUUUCCUCAUGGUGCAGUAGAAAUUCAAAGUCUUCACACUGACAAGAUUUUUAAGGUUAAUGGUCAUCGUCUCAAACCUUUUUAUGAAGGAUUUCAAGUUAAUAAUGUUGAGGAGGUGACCCUUGCAGUGCCUGAACUCUCUGAUUGA